UGGAUGCAGAGCACCAACGUAGGCAGGAAGAAGGGAUCAGCCUUGGAUGUAGAAUGACUGUCACUGAACCACCUAACCCAGACUCCUGUGAAGUAUUAGGAGAUGAUGCUUUGACUAGGCUUUCCAGGCUGAACUCUGUCCACCUGCCAUUCCUGCUCCUCACUCUUAGGUCUGGUCUCUCGGGUCACCACAGAACAAAUGCCUGGCACAUAGUAGGCAUUUAAUAAAUGCUCACUGGUUGGGUUAUAACAUCUCUGACCAAGGAUCAUCCAGCUGCCAAACAGGGCACAUUCUCACACCUUCCUCCCAGGCAGGUGAGGAUGGGAAAGAGGAUGCUCCAUCCAACAGCCUGACAAGGUGACGUGGGUCACACCAUCCAACAGAAGGCCAGGUACCAGCCUGCUCUCUGUACUACACAACCAUGCUGAAGCCCAGUGGGCUGAAGAUCCCCAACCGGGGAGGAAAGCACUCCAGCCCUGUGGGCCGAACCUCUUCUGGGUCAUCCUCGGCUGUGGCCACUACCGGCUCUAAGGAAGGCUCUCCUCUGCACAAGCAGGCGUCUGGACCCACGGCGGCCACCACCACCCCCGCAGAGAAGCCGUGCCCCAAGGUGGCAGAGGUCGGCGAUGACUUCCUCGGGGACUUUGUGGUGGGCGAACGGGUCUGGGUGAACGGGGUGAAGCCCGGAGUCGUCCAGUAUCUGGGAGAGACGCAAUUCGCGCCUGGCCAGUGGGCUGGCGUGGUCCUGGAUGACCCUGUGGGCAAGAAUGAUGGCUCCGUGGGUGGUGUCCGCUACUUUGAGUGCCAGCCGCUACAGGGCAUCUUCACCCGACCCUCCAAACUGACACGGCAGCCGACCGCAGAGGGCUCAGGGAGCGACGCUCACUCUGUGGAGUCACUGACCGCCCAGAAUCUAUCCCUGCAUUCUGGAACGGCUACGCCCCCUCUGUCCACCCGGGUCAUCCCCCUUCGGGAGAGCGUCCUCAACAGCUCCAUGAAGACAGGCAACGAGUCUGGCUCCAACCUCUCAGACAGUGGCUCCGUCAAGAAGGGGGAUAAGGAUCUGCGGCUUGGAGAUCGUGUCCUGGUUGGCGGGACGAAGACGGGUGUUGUGCGCUACGUUGGGGAGACGGACUUCGCCAAGGGGGAGUGGUGUGGCGUGGAGCUGGACGAGCCCCUCGGGAAGAAUGAUGGGGCCGUGGCAGGUACCAGGUACUUCCAAUGUCCUCCCAAAUUUGGCCUCUUUGCUCCCAUCCACAAAGUCAUCCGGAUCGGCUUUCCAUCCACCAGCCCAGCCAAGGCCAAGAAGAGCAAGAGGAUGGCGAUGGGCGUCUCAGCUCUGACCCACAGUCCCAGCAGCUCGUCCAUCAGCUCCGUCAGCUCCGUGGCCUCGUCGGUUGGGGGCCGGCCCAGCCGCAGUGGACUGUUGACAGAGACAUCGUCCCGCUACGCCCGUAAGAUCUCAGGCACUACAGCCCUCCAGGAGGCUCUCAAGGAGAAACAGCAGCACAUCGAGCAGCUACUGGCCGAGCGAGACCUGGAGCGGGCCGAGGUGGCCAAGGCCACCAGCCACAUCUGUGAGGUGGAGAAGGAGAUCGCCAUCCUGAAGGCUCAACAUGAGCAGUAUGUUUCAGAAGCGGAAUCCAGCCUCCAGCGGGCGCGAGCACUGGUGGAGAGUGUGCAGAAGGAGAAGGUGGAAUUACUGAACCAGCUGGAAGAGGAGAAGAGGAAAGUGGAAGACCUCCAAUUCCGGGUUGAAGAGGAGUCCAUCACUAAGGGAGACCUAGAGACUCAGACGCAGCUGGAGCAUGCUCGAAUUGGAGAGCUAGAGCAGAGCCUGCUGUUUGAGAAGGCACAGGCAGAAAAGCUGCUCAGAGAGUUAGAGGACAAUCGGAUGACAACAGUGGCAGAGAAGUCGAGAAUCCUGCAGCUGGAGGAGGAGCUGAGCCUUCGGCGUGGGGAGAUCGAGGAGCUUCAGCAGUGCCUACGGCAGGCGGGCCCUGCAGACCCCUCGGACACCAGUCCAUCCUCCGAGGCCCUGCGGCUCCGGGAGCAGCUGCUGUCCGCCAGCAAGGAGCACCAGAAGGAGAGCGGGCUGCUCAAAGACAAGUACGAGAAGGCCCUGAAGGCCUACCAGCUCGAGGUGGAGAGGCUGAAGGCCACCAACGAGAAGUACGCUCAGGAGAUCAUGGACCUGAAGCUCAAAGUCCAGCAGGCCACCAGCGAGAACAUGGGACUGAUGGACAACUGGAAAUCCAAGCUGGACACACUGGCUUCCGACCACCAGAAGUCACUGGAGGACCUGAAGGCCACCCUCAACUCGGGCCCCAACACCCAGCACAAGGAGAUCGUGGAGCUGAAGGCCGUGAUGGAGAGCAUCAAGCUGGAACACCAGCUGGAGCUGGGCAACCUACGUGCCAAGCACGACAUUGAGACUGCCGUCCUGGCCAAGGAGAGGGAGAGCCUCGUGGGGAAACUGGAGCAGGCCCGCGGUGAGCUGGAGGAGGUACGCCUUCACUGGAAGGCGCAGCUGGAAGCCAGGUCCAACCAGCACCUGCUGGAGCUGCAGGAGGCCAAGGACCAGUGCAGGGACGCUGAGCUGCGCGCCCAAGAGCUGGGCAAGCUGGACGGCGAGUGCAAGGAGCAGGCCCAGGCCAUCGAUUUCCUGAAGGAGCAGAUCUCCCUGGCGGAGAAAAAGAUGUUGGACUAUGAGGCGUUGCAGAGGACGGAGGCCCAGAGCAAACAGGAAAUCCAAAGGUUACAGGAAAGACUCUUGGUGACAGAGAAUAAACUACAGACCAUGGAAUCCCUCUGCUCUUCUCAGCACUCUGAUGUGAUCGAGACAAAUGACAUUUCAGAAGAGAAGAUCAGAAUGAAACAGACGAUGGAGGACUUACAGGACAAGCUGAGUAAGAGAGACAAAGAGGUGGCGUCCUUGGUAUCACAGGCUGAGAUGCUCAAGGCCCAAGUAAGUGCCCUGGAAGGCAAGUGUAAAUCAGGAGACAAGAAGGCAGAUGCCCUCCUGAAGGAGAAGAAGCGGCUAGAAGCUGAGCUCGAGGCUGUGUCCCGGAAGACCCAUGAUGCCUCUGGGCAGCUGGUGCUCAUUAGCCAGGAGCUGCUGAAAAAAGAGCGGAGUCUGAACGAGCUGAGGGCUCUGCUGCUUGAAGCCAAUCGUCACUCCCCAGGGCCAGAGAGGGAUCUGAGCCGCGAGGUUCACAAGGCCGAGUGGCGGCUCAAGGAGCAAAAACUCAAGGAUGACAUCAGAGGGCUGAGGGAGAAACUGGUUGUGCUGGACAAAGAGAGAUCAGCAUCGGACCAAAGGCGCUAUUCCCUGAUUGACCCGUCCUCAGAGUCGGAGGUCCUACGGCUCCAGCAUCGCCUGGUCAGUACAGAGGAUGUCUUACGCAGUGCUCUAGAACAAGGCCAACAGAUGGAGAAGCUCAUGGAGGCCAUGAGGAGUUCCCCUGAAAAAUCCCAGACCAUUGGCAAUUCUGGUUCCACCAAUGGCAUCCAUCAACCAGACAAGACCCGCAAACAAGAGGAGAAGCACUGACCACAGGAGGAGAAGGUGGAGAGAGGCCCAUUUCACGCCCGGAUUCACUCGCUCGCCUGGGCAGCCAUGCACCCUACCGCUCGCUUCCGGCUUCUCCUCCAGGCACUUGGCCAAGAUUGUCCCUUCUGAGACAGGAAUGGUGUUUGUAACAAUAGUGUACUAACAGAUGUGGACAAUCCCCCUCCCUUCUCCCCUCUCCCACCUCCCGGCCCGUAUCCCACCUCCCUGACCGGGAGGAGUCCACAGGCACAGGUCCUGCUGGUAGGAGCCAGUUUGGCCCCCUCCUAUCUUCCCUGCCCCCUCCCCUGUGGCCUCUAGUCUCCGAUCUGGACACUUGGGGAAGCCCUGGAAGGCUUCUAGAAUCCAAUGUGGAAGGUGUCUGUGAGUGUAUAUGUGUGUGGCUGGGAAGACUCUGGCCUCGGAGAGUCCAGAAUUAUGAGCCUCGCCACCCCCCCAUGAACAGGAGCAACUUGGAGCAUGGCCCCUGGGGAGCUGGGCCUCCCUCUCUGCCCGGCGUCCCCUUACCCUCAGAGGCCUUGACCUUGCGAGCCAGGAAACAGAGGGGCUAUCCCAGGACAGCUGCUGUUCUUGAAAGGGCAUCUGGGGUGACAGGAAUCCCUGCACUGACUCCCAGCCCACCAGGGGAGACCAAUGAAGCCGCCGGCUGAGACAGAAGGAUUGGAGUGAGCAGUCUGUGGGAAACUUUCCUCCCUGGGGGUCCCCUUGCCCCCUUCCUCCCUGCUGUGUGAUGCCACUCAUGGUACCAAGUCCCCUCCUCAGCCAACCUCGUCUACUUUUCAUACAUGCCAUUCCUCCAUUCAGAGAAAUUUACUGUGUUAUGGUGAGUUACCUAACUCCCUGACUUCCCUUUUCACGUCUUAAGCCCUCCCUGGUCCUCCACGCUUAGCUUCCUUCAGCUGUUGGCACGAGCUUAAUGCUAGCCGGCUGGUGGGUGAGAGAGAUGGCAUUGUAGAUGCUGGUGGGCCAGCCCCGUGACCUUCCUUUGGCCCCCUCUGCUAGCCUGCAGCUGUGAGCCCUGGGGCGUGGGUGGACGUCCCAGCUCUUAGACUUAGGAAGAAGUCCUCAGUAAUAGAGAACUGGGAGGGAAAGAGAUGUGCAGACAUCGGCCUCUAUAACCCAUCCCUCUGCCCCCAUGGUAGGCUGGCCAGAGGACCUAGGCUGGGGAUGGAGCCGGGAGGAGCUGAGCCAAGAUUGGCUCCCACUGCCAUCCCGUGAUGCCGUCAGACUUGUUCUCUUGGGCCUAAGCCGGCCUCACACUGGUCCCAGCUCCUCAUGAGGAGCACCAGCAUCCUCCCCCUCCCAUUUGUUCCUUUCCUUGGAGCUGAGGGAGGACAGCCCCCGUUGGACUCCCCAGAGCUUCAGUUGUCUCUCUUGCUAGACAGAGCAGCCAACUGAGACCCCAUCCCCGUAGCUUGGGGAUGAGGCCAAUCAUACCGCCCUUCCUCUGGAGCUGGAAAGAAGCCAGAGGCCAGCUACUCCAGCCAGCCCAUUAUGUAGAUGAAGAUACUGAGGCCCGGGAAGAUUGUGACUUGGGAUCAUGGAGGGCCCUCAGAAGCCAACCUCUCAUAGAGAAAACUGAGGCACAGAGAGGUGCAGGGCAGGAAGGAAGUUGCUGCCUAGACUGGCUGAUGGACAUCCAGUUGUCCAUGGAUCCAACAAAGGGAGACAUGCUAGGCUUUAGAGCGGGAUGAGACCUCAAAGGUUCUCUCAUCUAAUCCCAUUCUGACAGGUGGAUGAACGUAAGCCAAGAGAGGGGAAAUCAUUUUUUCUAAGGUCACUUGGAGAACGAAGGGCAGAGAUUCGAACCCGGUCCUCUGACCCCAAAUCCACCCUCCUUUGUGGCCUCAGGUAUAAGCUAGCACAGUGAUGCACUAACACAUGCUCAUUCCAGCUUUUCCCAGCUAGGAGGAAGGCAAUGCCGUGGAACAUUGUCAGGGUGGGAGGCUGGGGGUACUCCAUGCACUUCUCUCCCUCCCUGUCCCCAUCACUUACCCAUCAGCCAACUCAACCGGACCAAAAUCAGGAGCCUGGCCCUGGCCAGAGAGACCCGAGUUCAAAUCUCAGGCAGCAACUAUACGGCUCUGAUUUGGUUCCCGUCCGAAUCUGAGGGAGAAAUCUCUCGGGCCGCAUUUCCCUAUGAGCUUCAGAGAGACCCCCGAGGCAUUGCUGUCUGUGCGUGUUCUGCUGGGGGUUUUGUGGGUGGAUGUGACAUUCCAGAAAAGAGGCUUCUUCCCCUCCCCUUAAAAACAAACAUCCUGACACAUCAACAUCUACAGGGACAAAAAUCCAUUUUAUAAACAUUCAUUUAACACUUGUUGUAUACGCGGGGGUUUCCUUGUUGGAGAUUCCCCAUUGUAGAGAAAUCACAGAUCUCAAAAGCAGAGACUAGAGGUCUGGUCUUGGAGUGAGGAAGACUCAGGUUCGAAUCUGCCUCUGACACUUAGAUCCCAUCUGUGACCCACAGGCAACUAACUCCCCAGAAUCUGGGUACUAAGUCGCAGAUGAGUUGAGAUCUGUCCUAGUGAGGGGAGUUUCCACAAUGGGAGUGUACUCUGACAGCAUACAUCCUUCACAUACUCAAGCCUGUGCAACAUACCUACAGAUGCAUGGAUACACCACCCAAUGGCCUCCUUCCCCAGGACUCUGAGGCGCUAGAUUUCCAUUUGGUGUCUGUCUCUGGCUUGAGACCCCACUCACACCCCAACCCUGGGUUCUAGGGAACCAGCCCUCCCAGGACAUGGGGAGAUGACUCCUGUUUUUUUCUGUCCCACGAGGUGUUUGGGUGACGGCUGGUGUCUCCACCGACGGACAGCGGCCGGGGUCACCGGUGCCUGGAUCUUGGUCCUUCAAAGCACUAACCAGCUCUUCCCCAAGGCCAUCUUGCUUCUGUCUCUGUGCUCUACAGGACCCUCCAAUAGCAGGGCAGCCAAUUAAAUAACCAAAGUUCCCAGCAGGCCAGCACUUACCCGGAUCCUCUUAGGCUCAUAGGGGUUAGAGCUGGAAGGACCCCCAGAUCAUCGAGUCCAGAGAGGUUGUGACUUACCUUAGGUCACACAGGUAAUAAGUCGACGAGCCAGACUUGAACCCGGGUCAUAGAGGGGAUGACAGAAUUAGAGCUGGUUGGGACCUCAGAAGCCAACUCGUCCAGAUAAGGAAACCGAGGCCCAGGUCACACCAGUAGCGAGGCUCCGACUCAGGUCCUCUGACUUCCAACCCAGCUUCUCUCUGCGCUAUAGUCCAGGUAUUCUGCCUCCAAAUCCUUUCUUUGAUACCAGGUUGCCUCCCUCGUAGGAUUGCCAGGGGACCAAGGCCAGUAGAAUAAAUACCCCUCCUCCAGCCAUGCUGGUCCUUGCCUCCCCUCGCUAAGAACAGUCUUCCCCCUGCUUGUUCACUGCUGCCUUCCUGCCGCGUAGAACCUCAGUGAGACUUGAUGACACCCCUACUCCCUCUUCCCUUGUCCCCCUGUGACGCAAUGGGACAGGCCCAUUGCGGGGUCCCGGGCUUCCGAGCCAGUAAGGGCCUUCGCAUCAUCGAGUGCGCAUCUCCUCAUUGACUGGGGGAGGAGGAAGCCGAGGUAAGAGUGAUCAUGAAAAUCUCCUUUAGUAUCCCAGGGCUGCUAGGAAGGUUACGCCCCAGGAACUGUGCCCAGGUAGGUACCCUGUCGGAUGUAGAAAUAUGCCCCCCAUGUCUGGUGCAGGUUGAGCAACACUAGAGAGUUCACACCCCCUGCCCCACCUGGAUCUUCUAUGCUGUUUUCAGUUAAAACAGCGACAUAUUUAGGAAACUUUUAACACCCUAAUCCAAGCUCAAAUCCUCUGUUACUUUCAUCAGGUUCUGACCACUCUUUGCGACCUAGGAAGGGAAGGGUUAACUCACUAAAAUCUCGUAGACUUCCUGUCAGCAGAAUCAUGGCGGCUGUGGAUGGAUGGGUGAGCUGGGGCAUAGAAUAGGGUGGGGACCUCUUACCUGGGCCAGCACAGUGCAAGCCAGUCGCUUAGGCCUCUGGGGUAGGGUUGUGUCUGACUCAGAGUCCUGGAGAGAGAGAGAGAGAGUUGAUUUCUCUGAUAAUGUCUGUUUGGGGGUCUAGUUUUGUCUUGUUUGGGUCUUCCUCUGUUCAAAUGUUGUACAAACUGAUGAGUUUCAGACUGUCAGUCGGGUCUGUUACCAUGGAUCACAGCCUCCCCUUAUCCCUUCCCUCCCUCCCCCUUCCUGAAACUUGAAUUGAUAAAGUGUGGUGAGUUCCUACUAAGAACAAUAAACUUGUGGCUGAGGUCUGGGA
Messenger RNA from Vombatus ursinus (common wombat), 7853 nucleotides. It is a transcript of the gene CLIP2, whose product is annotated as CAP-Gly domain containing linker protein 2. The record is from RefSeq and is a predicted model, not a curated record. Gene Ontology annotation, cellular component: cytoplasm; microtubule plus-end; nucleus. Gene Ontology annotation, molecular function: microtubule plus-end binding. Gene Ontology annotation, biological process: cytoplasmic microtubule organization. The transcript has 19 exons. The coding region runs from base 422 to 3553 and encodes 1043 amino acids. NCBI's taxonomy places the organism in Eukaryota, Metazoa, Chordata, Mammalia, Diprotodontia, Vombatidae.